AUGUCCAUGGGACUGUACGAAGAGUAUCAGAAGUUCCGCGCCGGCAACGCGCAGUGGCGCCGGGGUCUGGCCGGCGGCGCGCGGGGAGAACUCACGGCCGAGGCCCUCUCCACGGAAGAGCGCCGGACCAGGACGUUCAUUCAAUCCUUUUUCCCUUCCUUCGAAGCCUGGCACUGGCGCCGGACAGCUUCGUACUGGAUCGCCAUUUUCUUCACGGAAGGUUCGCUGCUUUUCGUGCUGGGAAGCUGCUUCGGCUAUGCGGGGGACAGUGGCUGGCGGGCCAGCAGCAGUGCACACGUCAAUGCGCACCUUGUGAAGGCCCUGAGCAUUUGGCCUUCGCUCUUUGGCUCCGCUUUCUUCAGCUGCGGGGCGAUUCUCAUGUGCCUGGAGACCAUGAAUGUGAUGCGCCCCGUCGGCUCCUGGACCUUCCGGAUUUUCAGCUUCAAGUCAAUUUUCGCUGCUUGCCGAGACUGGACUCCGGCGGGGGAUGUAAAACCCCGAAGUGGUAGCUUCUGGUGGAUCGGGAGAACCCUGUACUUUCAUGUACUUUCUGUAGUUCUCCCGCAGUCCUCAGGUUCUCGGACCCCGAAAGGUUGA
This is a messenger RNA of Symbiodinium necroappetens, 597 nucleotides long. The record is from the annotation of a GenBank genome assembly. NCBI's taxonomy places the organism in Eukaryota, Dinophyceae, Suessiales, Symbiodiniaceae.